ACAUCACUAAAACUCCGAUCAAACUCAUACAUUCAGUCUUUAUAUAUUCAUAUGGCUCUCAACGAUGAUCUUCCCGUCACCCUCCCCCGUGUUCUUAUCGUCUCCAGACGUAGCGUUCGCAAGAACAAAUUUGUAGAUUUUGUUGGUGAAUAUCAUCUUGAUCUUAUAGUAACGUACGGUGCUGUUCCGGUGAUCGUGCCACGAGUUCGUGGGAUUCAUAAUUUAUUAGACAGUUACGAGCCGAUCCAUGGUGUUCUUCUCUGUGAAGGAGAAGAUAUCGAUACAUCUCUAUACGUAGACGAUACGUCAAGUCUUUCACUCGAAGUAGAAGAAGAAAUCAGGGGACUGCAUGCAAGUGAUACCGCCAUUGAUAAAGAGAAAGAUUCAAUCGAGUUAAAACUCGCCAACCUUUGCCUCGAAAGGAACAUUCCGUAUCUAGGAAUCUGCAGGGGUUCACAGAUUCUAAACGUCGUUUCCGGCGGUACACUUUAUAAAGAUAUCGGAACAGAAUUGACGGCGAAAUUGCCGGAAAAUCGUCAAAGAGUAGUGCACAUGGAUUAUAACAAUUACGACGGCCAUAGACACCCGGUGAAAGUGGUGGAGAACACCCCAUUCCAAAGCUGGUUCAAGGAUUCUUUAGAAGAAGAGAAAAUGGAAAUAUUAGUCAAUAGUUAUCAUCAUCAAGGUGUAAAGAGAUUGGCUCAACGAUUUGUGCCGAUGGCUUUCGCACCGGAUGGCUUGAUCGAAGGGUUCUAUGAUCCUAAUGCUUAUAAUCCAGACGAGGGUAGAUUUAUACUCGGACUUCAAUUCCAUCCAGAGAGAAUGAGAACACCUUAUUCCCAAGAAUUCGAUUAUCCAGGAUGCUCAACCAUUUAUCAGGAAUUCGUGAGGGCUGUAACUGCUUACCAGAAGAAACCCCAUAGCCCAACACCAUUGCCGAAGCAAUUGAAGCUCAACAAAGAAGUGGAGAACAAGACGAGAUCAAUCACAGCUCUCAGCCUACAAGAAGAGAACAGGCUGAAGCAGAUGGGAGCAACAGUGAGGAACGGGAGCCAUUACGUAGAGAAGAUGGGGUUGCACCGAGAAAGGGGAGAAUUGGGAAGAAAAGUGAUGGGGAAAAUGUCCUUCGAACAGUUGUCUGAUCUCAUGUCGUUCUACAACAUGAUGGGGCGGAUCUGCUCUGAAGUUUUGGGAAGAAAACUAAAUGAAAGUGACCGCUAGUCGC
This is a messenger RNA of Hibiscus syriacus, 1225 nucleotides long. RefSeq names its product putative glutamine amidotransferase GAT1_2.1. The transcript has 3 exons. Gene Ontology annotation, molecular function: hydrolase activity, acting on carbon-nitrogen (but not peptide) bonds, in linear amides. NCBI's taxonomy places the organism in Eukaryota, Viridiplantae, Streptophyta, Magnoliopsida, Malvales, Malvaceae. Gene Ontology annotation, cellular component: cytosol. Bases 52 to 1221 code for a protein of 389 amino acids. The record is from RefSeq and is a predicted model, not a curated record.